AUGAUGCUCACGAUCAAGUACACUGCACUGCUGAAUAUUCUGACCGCAGCGCAGAUUAUCUACGCCACGCCCGGCAACGCGGACGACAGGUGUGGCAUUGACGAAGCCAUCUACGAAGCCCCCAGCUGGGCAUUGACGAAUAUCACCAGGCGCAAGUUCACCAGACAGAUUCCCGCUGCUCCUUCUCGAGCACCGAGCACCGAGGAAAUUUGGAUGAGAUUCGACAUCAGCAGCCCUGAUCUCGACCCUCUGUACUGCUACAUGCUGGUCCACGUCAAGGAGGACGCGAGGCAUGCUUCCUUCUCCGACCAAAGGUGUGUCGGGAGCAAUUUCAGCGUGUCCUGGGGCUACACCAAGGACGACGACGACGCGGGCAUCAUGACCAUCGUGAAGUAG
Molecule: messenger RNA, 396 nt
Organism: Metarhizium album ARSEF 1941
Lineage: Eukaryota; Fungi; Ascomycota; Sordariomycetes; Hypocreales; Clavicipitaceae
Exons: 2
Coding region: 1-396 (131 amino acids)
Source: RefSeq, a predicted model, not a curated record